Molecule: messenger RNA, 333 nt
Organism: Strongylus vulgaris
Lineage: Eukaryota; Metazoa; Nematoda; Chromadorea; Rhabditida; Strongylidae
Source: the annotation of a GenBank genome assembly
UUGCGUGGGUCGGCGAUAGUUCAGCAAGCUGCUUAUGAGCCAGCAUUGUUCCAUCAUCAACAAGAACAAGGAGAAGAAUCUGAAACAGCUCAUCACCCGGCGCGCCACCCUCUGCCAGUAGCUCAACCUCUCUUUCCAUCACCACUUUUGGCCGUUAUUCCCUCGAUCAUCGAGAUGCUUGACGAUCCACAAGUUGACAAAAAUGGCAUAUCUGGAAUACCUCAUGUCACUGCUAAGAAAGUUGAUACUACGAUUCAAUCCUCUGCCCAGUCAAGCAGCGUACUCUCUGCUCAAUUAUUUGGUGAAUAUCGUGUCUUUUACUCUCUUAUUUAA